Bactrocera latifrons is the source of this 1111-nucleotide messenger RNA. Its product is annotated as solute carrier family 25 member 35-like. The coding region runs from base 138 to 1040 and encodes 300 amino acids. The transcript is spliced from 4 exons. NCBI's taxonomy places the organism in Eukaryota, Metazoa, Arthropoda, Insecta, Diptera, Tephritidae. The record is from RefSeq and is a predicted model, not a curated record.
AAAUAAAAACGAAGGUCUUUGCGGCGCGAGUUCAACAGUGACAAAUUGUUUUGUCGGGAUAUUGAUAUCGAAAAAACAUACCAAAAUUAAUAAAAUUCCAAAGCAAACUUCCUUUAUAGAACAAAUUGACAUUCAUUAUGAGUCCGACGUAUUUUGUGGCUGGCGGUGUUGCUUCUGUGGGCGCCAUAUGCUUCACCAAUCCACUGGAGAUCGUCAAGAUACGCAUGCAACUGCAGGGCGAAUUAACGGCGCCCGGCACCUACGUCGUCCCCUACAAGAACACUAUACAUGCGCUCGUGACGAUUGUUAAAAACGAAGGUUGGACUGGGUUGCAAAAAGGGCUAGUGCCGGCAAUGCAUUUUCAGUUUAUUUUGAAUUCAAUACGGAUAGGUUUUUACCACACAGCUGUUCGAAAUCAGUGGACUAGCAAUGAAAGCGGUGGAGAAUCCUUUGGCAAGAAUCUGUUAUUAGCCAUAUCAGCUGGGGCUUUGGGAGCCUACCUUUCAAGUCCAUUUUUCAUGAUAAAGACACAAAUGCAGUCGGAAGCUCCAACAAAAGUGGCCGUUGGCUAUCAACAUCACCACACUGGUAUGUACAAUGCGAUGAGAAAGAUUUAUGAGAMGAAYGGAAUUGCCGGAUUGUGGCGUGGUUCCUUCGCCUGCAUACCGCGUGUUACAGUUGCUUCGGGUGCACAAAUUGCGACCUUUGUCGAGAUGAAGGCAUUGCUGCAUGAGCAUAAUUUAGUGGUGCAACCUUCCUUGAAUACARUAUGUGGGGGUUUCUUAGCUGGCUUGAUAGUUUCAAUCACCAUUACACCGCCAGAUGUUAUUGCAACACGUCUCUAUAAUCAGGGUGUGGAUGCGCAAGGUAAAGGUUUGUUCUACAACGGUUGGUGGGAUUGUGCUUCGAAAAUUCUACGAAUGGAGGGUAUUUCUGGACUAUAUAAAGGUUUCUGGACGACUUACAUACGAUUGACUCCGCAAUCAAUAUUGGCUUUACUAUUUUUCGACGAACUAAUUGCUCUAAAAAAUAGGUUGUAGCAUCUAUUUGCCGCUGUUGAAAAUGUUGCAUAGAAUUUUAUAGGUAACAUAUUUYAAUAAAGAGUUAACGA